CACUCAAAUUUCUAAUCUCUCUUUGCUUUUCAUUAGAGAUGGAUUUUGUGAAGAAGUGUAAGAGGGUAUUGGGAAGCAACAAGAGAUUGUAUGAUUCAGAAGAAAGUUGUGGAAGUGGAAGAAGCUAUGGCAAAAUAUCAGAAAAUAAGUGUUACAAAAAACAAAAGGAUAUUAAUAAGAGACCACCAAAUGGUUGUCUUUGUGUAUAUGUUGGAUCUGAGAGACAAAGAUUUGUGAUAAAGAUCAAAAUAUUUAAUCAUCCUUUGUUCAAAACACUUUUAGAAGAUGUUGAGAAUGAAUAUGGUUAUACAAAUGAUGGUCCUUUAUGGCUUCCUUGUCAUGUUGACUUGUUUUGUGAAGCACUUUUGGAGAUAGAGAGUGCUAUGGAUCACAAGCACAACUCAGUUUCACAUUCUUCACUGUCUUGUCGUUCUAAUUAUAACUUGAGUUCUGUUGCCAAUUAUGAGAUUUUGUUGUGAAGUUGUAAAAAUUAACAUAAGAUAGAGUAGAUCAGUCUUAAUGGCUUUUAAAGUGAAAUAGAUCAUUAUCCUUGUCUUCAUGAUAUAAAUUUUUUCUUUUUAAAAUUUUCUUCUAGGAGGGGAAAGAGCUUGGUUAAGCUCUCCUUUGUAAAGGAAAGAUUAAUUUUAUCAA
Messenger RNA from Trifolium pratense (red clover), 651 nucleotides. RefSeq names its product auxin-responsive protein SAUR71-like. NCBI's taxonomy places the organism in Eukaryota, Viridiplantae, Streptophyta, Magnoliopsida, Fabales, Fabaceae. The transcript is spliced from 2 exons. Bases 39 to 479 code for a protein of 146 amino acids. The record is from RefSeq and is a predicted model, not a curated record. Gene Ontology annotation, biological process: response to auxin.